Toxoplasma gondii ME49 is the source of this 1591-nucleotide messenger RNA. Its product is annotated as ornithine aminotransferase, mitochondrial precursor, putative. Lineage: Eukaryota; Apicomplexa; Conoidasida; Eucoccidiorida; Sarcocystidae. The record is from RefSeq and is a predicted model, not a curated record. Gene Ontology annotation, molecular function: pyridoxal phosphate binding; L-ornithine transaminase activity; identical protein binding. Gene Ontology annotation, cellular component: cytoplasm. The transcript is spliced from 4 exons. Bases 266 to 1591 code for a protein of 441 amino acids.
GGUUGUUCUUAAUAAAACGAGAUGCAUACGCGCUCUUGACACUGUCUGUAUGUGGUUUCUUAGCAAUUUUGAUUGCCUAAGGUGUCGCUUUGGCGUCUCUACUGCGGGAAAAGUGUAUUUGAUAUCGUGUGUGUUCAGCCGUUUUACUAGCCACUGUUCGUGCAGUUUUCAUUCUUAGGUAUGCCCAGUUUGCUUAGAUAAUUGAUAUGUCCAUUGAUUGUGGUGAUUCGCGUGUCCUGCUUUCAUUAGCUUCUGUCACUGAAAAAUGGCUACCAAGUCCGACGGUUCCGCCUCUGCAGCAGCCGAAGGUGGCGCUAGGAAAACGAACAUUGAAGCUUACCGGGAUGGCUUAAAGCUCAAAACAGAAGAAGACUUUUUUGCCUGCGACAGACAGUAUGUUUGCCAAAACUACGCGCCGGUGCCGGUUGUUAUCAGCAAAGGUAAAGGUGCUCGCGUUUGGGAUAUCAACGGCAAUGAGUACUACGACUUCCUCGCCGGUGUCUCUAGCCUCAGUCAAGGGCAUUGUCACCCCCGCGUCAUUGCAGCACUGUGCCGCCAGGCGGAGCGGUUGACUCUCACCCUACGGGCUUUUGGAAAUGACGUCACAGGACCAGCAUGCAGGUUCAUGGCGGAAAUGUUUGGGUACGACCGUGUUCUCCUCAUGAAUACCGGUGCCGAGGCUGGUGAAUCUGCUCUCAAAAUCGCGCGCAAGUGGGCGUACGAGGUGAAAGAAAUUCCACCAGACUCUGCCAAAGUUAUUUUGUGCAACAACAACUACUGGGGGAGGACAAUCACCGCGUGCAGUUCAUCUACCACAUUCGAUUGCUACAAUAAUUUCGGCCCCUUCACUCCGGGAUUCGAACUCAUUGAUUAUGAUGACGUAGGUGCUUUGGAAGAAGCUCUGAAAGAUCCUAACGUCGCUGCUUUCUUUGUCGAGCCUAUCCAGGGCGAGGGUGGAGUGAAUGUCCCUAAACCGGGCUACUUGAAGCGCGCACACGAGCUGUGCAGGAGCAAGAAUGUACUACUCAUCGUUGACGAAAUUCAAACUGGACUUUGCAGAACAGGCCGGCUGCUUGCGGCGGACCACGAUGAAGUACAUCCCGACAUUUUGUUGCUGGGAAAAAGCUUGAGUGCUGGCGUCGUGCCGAUCAGUGCAGUCAUGGGCCGCGCGGAUGUCAUGGAUGUGCUGAAGCCAGGAACCCAUGGCAGCACUUUCGGAGGCAACCCACUUGCUUGUGCCGUGGCUGUAGAGGCACUAACGGUACUCAAAGAUGAGAAACUCGCUGACAGAGCUGAAAGGCUUGGUGCGCAGUUUCGAGACUGUCUCAGAAGAGAGCUCUACGGGAAGGUGCCAUGGAUCAAGGAAAUUCGAGGUCGCGGUUUGCUCAACGCUGUAGAAGUUGACUCCGAUGCCAUUGAUCCGAAUGACGUUGUAAUGAAGCUUAAAGAAAACGGCAUUUUGUCGAAGCCAACUAGAGGGAGGGUUAUGCGUUUUAUCCCCCCUUUGGUUAUCACAGAUGAGGAGCACCGGGAUGCAACUACCCGCAUCAUUAAGUCAUUCCUUGCGGUCGAGGAGGAGCGCAAAAAAUGA